ACAAUAUAUGGACCAUCCACGACCAGGACCCGGAGGCGCUUUGCCUAAGAAGGGUAAUUGGCGUGGGCGAGGCAGCAGGGCGGCUUCUUCUUUUGCUGAUGGGCCUCAGGUGCACACUUCAAAUGUUCGACGUCCAGUUCAGCAAACCCGAUCAGGCGGUGGUAAACCAAUCGGCAACCUGAACACGGUUCAAGCUUCUUUCUCAGGAGGAAAGAGGGAAUAUCAAAAACGCUCGUACAAUCUUUCGUACACAAGACUCUUAGGUCUAGCCAAUGAGACAAACAACAACAAUGUUGUCUUGAUGCUAUCCAACAGCGACUACAACUUUGAUACUCUGGUGCAAGAAAGCGUGCGUCCAGACAUGUUCUUUCUCCUCAUUAAAGUGCUGGCUAGAGUUUGCUUGUCUGACUUUACAGACAAUCAAACAAAGGUGUUGAUUGCAGCCUGCAAGAGUUCUAAGUUCAUCAACCAAUUGGCUGUUCAGCUCAUGAGUUUGGAUGACCGUUCAAAUGAUGAGUUUAAAGAUUUGGCGCACAAUUUGAUCUUGUUUUUUGAAACGGUAUCCCAAAAACUGGCUUACGCGCUGGCAGACGCUGUCCCUGCCAUGAAGAGUGCUUACGCCACCAUUUUAAUGCAAAACCAGACAAAGAGUUUGGACCUGGACAAAGAUGGAUCGCUGGCCAGGUUGGAAGAAGUCAUCAAUGAAGUUAAAAUGAAAACUGAAGAAGAGGCGUUGCCAAAAAAGUCGCGCUCAGAGAUGUGGAAGGAGCGGAAAAUCAAAGAGCACGAGUUUGCUGCUCCAGAUAAUUUCAGAGAAAUCCAGAUCUAUCCCAAGCCAGAUGAAAUCCUGACUGAGGAGAAGCCCUUUCUCAGAGUGAACCUUAUUGACAGAGCUUACACUGACGUGGAACAUUAUUUGGACACUCAGUUCAGACUGACCAGAGAGGAUUUUGUCAGACCUCUGAGAGAAGGAAUCGCUGCUAUCAAUAGCCAUGACACGAAAAAAAUAAAGGAGGCCAACGUGCGCAUAUGUAACCAUAUCCAGUUUGUGCGAGACAGCAGCCAGCUCAUUCCCAAAGAGCUCAACGCUAAAAGAAAGAAUGAUCGAGACGAGGAAGGCGUCUUGGUUUACCUCAACCUUGAAAAGAACAAAGGUUUCAAGAAGAUGGAUUGGCAGCAUUGUCGUCGUUUCAUGUAUGGCUCUCUUCUGUGCUUCACCAAGGACAACUACAAGACCAUCAUGUUGUCCACUGUAUCAAACAGAGGUCUUGACUACCUGAAUGCAGGAUUUCUUAGGGUCAAGUUUUGCGAGCCGCCAGAAGGAAAUAUCUACAUAGGCAGCUUUACCAUGAUAGAGAGCGAGGUCUUCUUUGACCCCUACUAUCAUGUGCUCAAAACCCUGCAAUCAAUCAACAGCAACAGCUUCCCACUUGAAAGUUACAUUGUUAAAUUUCAAAAGGAAGUGUACAACCCUCGGUACCUGGAAGUGGAGCCGCCUGUCCAGUACAACCUCCUAGGCUACAGAUAUCCUGUCACAGUUUUGGACAUAAAAACCUGGCCGGAUUACAAAGACCUUGAACUUGAUCCUACUCAGUAUAGAGCCCUUUGCAUGGCCCUGACUCAGGAGCUGGCUGUAAUCCAGGGACCACCAGGCACUGGCAAGACCUUCAUUGGCCUCAAGAUCGCUGAAACGCUUGUCACAAAUCGAAAAGCAACAAACAGAACCACUCCCAUUCUUGUCGUCUGUCUCACUAACCACGCGCUGGACCAGUUUCUGGUUGGUAUCAGUAAAUUCACUAGCAAAGUUGUGCGGAUUGGAGGUCAGUCCAAAAAUGAGGAUGUGGCGAACUUCAACCUGAAGCUGCUGCGGAGGCAUUCAAAGCUGCAUUCCCAGAGGUAUGCAAACUCCAAGCAAGAAAUUGCUGCCAACAAGAAGCAGAUGAAUGAUAUUGACACCAGUUUGAAGGAGUUGAGAAAAGGAAUCAUCUCCUAUGAGUAUUUGCGUGAUGUUGGAAUUGCUCCUGAACAUAUGUUCCCCAAUGACAGCCAGUUUUUGAUGUGGCUUGUGCCACAAAACUGGUCAUCAACCUUGUGCAGAGUGGGCACUGUCAACUUUGCUGCCACCCUAAGCGAACUUGAGUUUGAGUUUGCCAGCCUAAAUGAAUUGAAGAUCAAAGAGAAGGAUGGAAGAGAGCUGAACAAAUUGAGCUCCAAGACACGCGAGAUUGACAGGAUUUUGACUCAAGUUCGUCAAAAACUGGAGCUAGGGAACUGCAUUGCCUUCAACAAGAAGCAAGUCUCCGAUAUCCUGAAAUCUAGUCAAAACGUUCUAGGCAUUGGAAUUCAUCAGCGCUGGCAGCUGUACAUGUACUGGCUUGAAACACUUACGGAUGUUCUCCUUCAAAACGUAGCACAGUUUGAAAAUGACCUAAUCAUUCUGGAGAAGCAGCAAGAGGAACUGCAGGAAGUGGAAGAUUUAGAAAUCCUUAGAGAGAAUGAAGUUGUUGGUAUGACAACUUCCGGAGCAGCUCGGCUUCAAGGACUCCUGAGAAAGUUGGGAACAGAAAUUGUUAUUGUAGAGGAAGCUGCUGAGGUGAUGGAACCUCAUGUCAUUGCCUGCCUGACAGAGCGGUGCCAGCACCUAAUUCUCAUUGGGGACCACAAACAACUGCGGCCGAACAUUGCAGUGUACCAAUUGGCUAAGGAUUACAAUUUUGACAUUUCCCUCUUUGAGCGCAUGGUUAAACGCGACCCUGAUUCUUGCGUCACUCUGGAGGUGCAGCACAGAAUGGCACCAGAAAUCGCAGCCCUCAUCGUUCCAGCUGUUUACGAAAAAUUGCUAAAUGCAUACAACGUCAAGCAGUAUGCCAGAGUCAAAGGCAUUUGCAAAAGACUCUACUUCAUUGACCAUCAAAACUUUGAAGAAAGAACUGACAUUGAUUCGCAUAGCAAAAUCAACAAAUUUGAGGCUGAAUACGCAAUGGCCCUUGCCAAACAUCUCCUGAUGCAGGGUUAUUCGUCAUCGGAGAUCACUAUCCUUGCAACUUACAGGGGACAGAUGUUCCACAUCCGGAAGGAGAAGAAGAAGUACCCAACUCUGGACAAUGUGUUGGUAACAGUUGUGGAUAAUUACCAGGGUGAAGAGAACAAAAUCAUAAUCCUCUCCUUGGUGAGAAGCAACGCAGAGAGUUCGAUCGGCUUCUUGAAAAUGGUUAACCGUGUGAACGUUGCCCUUUCAAGAGCUAUGUAUGGUCUCUAUAUCAUUGGCAACAUGGACUGUCUUACUGGCCCCAACAAUGGUGACCUCUGGAAAUCAAUCAACAAGACUUUGGCUUCUCAGAAUGCUAUUGGCCACUCGCUGCCUCUAAUAUGUGAAAAACACCCUGAAAUGAAGUGCAGGGUAAGCAGCGCGCAAGACUUUGCGAUGAGCUCUCCUCAAGGUGGGUGCACCCUGAACUGUCAGGUGCCUUUAAUAGGGUGCGGCCACCGGUGCCAGUCAGUGUGCCACACACAGCAUCAGGACCACAAGGAUAUGAAGUGCACCUCACCAUGCGAACAGAUGUGUGACAGUCUGCGGCACAGAUGCAAGAAGAAAUGCUACGAAUUUUGUGGCGAGUGCAACGAGUUAGUGACAGAAAGGCUGCCUUGUAAACAUGAAGCAACCUACCCCUGUCAUAUUGGCCUUGGAGGAUACAAGUGCAUGGUCAAGGUUGAAAAGCUCUUCCCCCUAUGUAAACACAAGGUUGUGGUCAGCUGCUACUUGAACCCAGCAAGCAGUCCAUGUCCUGCAAAGUGUGACCAAAGGCUGGACUGCGGACACAAAUGUGAAUAUUCCUGUCACAUUAGAGUUGACCCUGAUCACCUCAAGUACUCUUGCUCAAAAACUUGCAACAAGGUAAACAUUGGCUGCAGUACUGGUGACCACAGGUGUGGGAAACUGUGCUAUGAAGAGUGUCAACCCUGCAAUGUGGUUGUGAUUAAGAAAAGAAAAUGCGGCCACGAUGUGAAGGUGGCAUGCCUGGCUGACCCUGAUUUGGAGGGAGUUUGCAACAUGCAGAAAUGUACAAGGCUUCUAAAUUGCAGUCACACCUGCAACAAACCUUGCAUGGAAGAAUGCUAUCCUUGCGAGCAGGAGGUCCACACCUUGCAUCCCAAGUGCGGCCACCCAAUUGUCAAAAAGUGUGGUGUUCCCUUUUCUGAAGUUAUUUGCAAGGAAAAGUGCAGCAAAAGAAUGUCUUGCGGUCAUCUUUGCCAAGAUGUGUGUGGCCGCAAGUGUGAUGAAGCAAAUUGCGCUUACCCUGUUGUCAAAGUGCAAGCCGAGUGCGGCCACAAUGUUGACCUCUUCUGCUGGGAGUACAAAGCUGGAUUGCGCCAGCCGAGUGAUUUGCUAAGAUGCAAGAGUCCGUGCUUAGCAACUCUAGAAUGUGAACAUCCCUGUACUGGCUCAUGCGGAACUUGCUACAGAGGUAGAUUCCACACUCUCUGCGAUCAACCAUGUGGCAGAAAUUUGAUCUGCAACCAUUUGUGCAAAGAGAUGUGCGCUAAUGCUUGUCCACCUUGCCUUGAGCAAUGCAGUUUUAGCUGCGAGCACUCCAAGUGCCCCAAGAAAUGUGGGGAACCUUGCGUGCCAUGCAAGGAGAGAUGUACCAUUGGUUGUGACCACAGACAAUGCAAGCGCAUGUGUGGUGAGAUUUGUGAUGUUGGCCCUUGCAACGAACCCUGCAAAAAGUUGCUCGACCAAUGUGAGCAUCCAUGUGUUGGUGUUUGCGGUGAGCCGUGCCCUCCUCUGUGUAGGAUUUGUGAUGAGGAAGAACUAACAGAUAUUUUGUUUGGAACAGAGGAUGAACCAGAUGCCAGAUUUGUCUACCUUCCUGAUUGCAAUCAUUGCAUUGAAGUAACUGCGAUGGACACGCACAUGGAAGGGAACACUGAGAACGGAACCAUUAAAGUCAACGUGUGUCCCAAGUGCAGAACUGGGGUCACUGCCAAGCGCUACAGUUCCAUUAUCAAGCGAAAUCUGCUGAUGGUCAACCAAGUGAAGAUUGAGUACUUUGGAAAGCCAAUGAAGAAUGAAGAGCAUCGUGAUAAACUUUUGGGACAAAUUAGCAAGCUGCUGAGAGACAAUGAAGACUUGAAUGAAACGUUUCCUGAGUUGUUCUUCUGCUUGAGUGAUCUUCUUGAUUCUAUUCAAAAAACGGUCAACCAACGCAAGAAUGUAAUGCACAUGUUCAGUCUACGCGCUAGAGAAAUUGAAUUUCAAAUCCUGUCUGAAAUUUGCAAAAUUUGGCGCAUGUGCCAGACCACAAGUGAGAGAAAUGGUGUGCAAGAACAAUCCAACUUCUUGCUGCAGGUGUUUGAGAGCAAAAAACGUCGAGUCAGCCAGCAGCAAAUUGAAGACUUCAAGCCUGAACUGAUGCGGUUGCAGUACAUAAGAAUUUUACUGUCUUUCAUGGAAAAGGGAAAAGCUUUCCCUCAGGUUGAAGUCAUCAUUAAAGAAGGUCUUGCUGUCGACCGAAGCAGAAAGUUCACUGAUAAUUCCGAGCGAAAUAUCAAAGAGCUUGUGGCUAAACUUAAGCAAAUUUGCAAGAAUGUGCCCGGUCUUGGAAUCACCGAGACCGAACGAGUUGAAAUUUUACAAGCCAUGACUGGUCAGCUGAAGCAUGGGAGCUGGUAUCAGUGCCCAAAGGGUCAUGUUUACGUGAUUGGAGAAUGUGGGGGAGCCAUGCAGACAUCUAAGUGUCCAGAAUGUGGAGCUACCAUUGGUGGUGGAAACCACAGGCUUACUGAGGGUAACCGCCACUUUUCAGGAAUGGAUAGGUCCGCUCAAGCAGCAUGGCCACCCCAUUGAUAUCUAUGUGAUAGUUUGUGCCAACUCUUCUGUAUUACUGUAUUUUCAAAAAUUAUACAAACUGCACAUGCCUUACUAGCUAUUAUAUGUGGGUGUAUUAUCACAUUGUUUGAGGAUAUCAAUAAAUUACCCUGUGAGGUUUCAAGUGCCUAA
Cloeon dipterum is the source of this 6001-nucleotide messenger RNA. Its product is annotated as NFX1-type zinc finger-containing protein 1-like. Lineage: Eukaryota; Metazoa; Arthropoda; Insecta; Ephemeroptera; Baetidae. Gene Ontology annotation, cellular component: nuclear RNA-directed RNA polymerase complex; nucleus. The coding region runs from base 8 to 5848 and encodes 1946 amino acids. The transcript has 17 exons. Gene Ontology annotation, biological process: regulatory ncRNA-mediated heterochromatin formation. Gene Ontology annotation, molecular function: zinc ion binding; helicase activity. The record is from RefSeq and is a predicted model, not a curated record.